CACUCGUGUUCCCCCAAGGUUUGUCCCCCGUCCCCCUCCGUGUCUCCCCCAUUCAUGUUCCCCCCCUUGUGUCCCCCAUCGUGUCCCCCCAUGUCCCCUUACGUCCCUAUAACUCCGUGUCCCCUCCUAUCCCUAUGUCUCUCCAUGUCCCCAUAAUCCCAUGUGUCCCCCAAUUGUGUCCCCUCCAUGUCCCCCACAUUCCCCGUGUCCCCCCGUCUCGUGCCCCCUGUGCCCCUCAAUAACAUCGUGUUUCUCCCAGUUCUGUCCCCCAUGUCCCUCAUGUCCCCCGUGCCCCUCAUAUCCCCCGUCUCCAAUGUCCCCCUUGUCCCCCCGUCCCCAUGACCCCGUGUCCCCCACUGUUCCCCGUGUCUCCGUGUCCCCACACCCACGGGUUCCUCCAUGUGCCCCCCCCUCGUGCCCUGCGGCUCAGCCGCUUUUCCCGGUAAAUCCCGCGUGGGGGGGGCCGGGGUGGUGGUGGCAGUGCCACCGGGCGGGGGGAGGGCGGGGGGGUGGCAGUGCCAUGGGGCUAGGCUGGCCGCGACCCCGCUCCCGCCGCCGCGGGGGGACUCUCGGGGGCUGCCACCCCCUCCUCUGCCACCCCCCCCCGUGCUGCGCCCCCCCCUUCUGCUCCUCCCCGCUCUGCCCUCUUUGUUGCCCCCCCUCCUUCUGUGCCCCCUCCUCCUGCUGCCCCCCACCCUGUCCCCUCCCGUGGUGCCCUCCCUGGUGCCCCCCCCCGCCCGCCUGUCCUCAAUGUCACCCCCUGACCUGUUGCCCCCAAUGUCACCCCCCCAGCUGCCCCCAGUGCCCCCCUCCGCCCUGCCACCCCCCUCCCUGUGGUCCCCAGUGCCACCCCCCUCCCUGGUGCCUCCAGUGUCACCCCUCGCCCUGUUACCCCCUCUAUUGCCCCCCCGCUCCCGCCUGCUCCCAGUGCCACCCCCGCCCUGUCCCCCCUCGUGUCACCCCCCCUGCUGCCCAAUUGUCGCCCCCUCUCCUGCCCCAAUUGUCGCCCCCCCUCCUGCCCCCAGUGCCGUCCCCCCUCCCGCUGCUGCCCCCCCCCGCGCCGCCCCCACACCCGCCCCCGCCUCAGCAUCAAGUGAAGGGGGUCCGCCCCCCCAACUCCCCCAGGGACCCCCGGACCCGGCGGCCGAGGUGAGUAAGGGGGGGGACUGCCCCCAAAUUUGGGGAAAAGGGGGGGGCGGGACCCGGGAUGGGGUGGGGCAGGCGGGGGGUUUCCAUUGGACUUGGGCAAUUGGGGGGUGCGGGGAAAUUGCACAGGGGCAGGUUGGAGCAUUUCGAGGGUUUGCACAAGGGCUGGGGCAACUGGGGGGGACAAUUGCACGGGGAGGUGCACAAGUACUGGGGGUAUUUGCACGAGGUUUGGGGCAUUUGUACGGGGCUGGGGCAAUUGAGGGGGCGGGGCAGUUGUUUGCUCGGGGGGCAUUUGCUUGGGGGUAUUUGCACGAGGACUUGGGCAUUUGCACUGAGUUUUUGGGGCAGUUGCAUAAGGACUGGGGCAGUUGCAGGAGGGAUUUGUGCUGGGGGAUUUGAGGCAUUUGGGGCAGUUGCUCGGGGUAAUUACACAAGGUUUGGGGCGGUUGCUGGGGGUUGGGGUAGCUGUGGGUGGUCGGGGCAGUUGCAGGGGGGUAUUUGUUUGGGGCCGUGAAUGUGUGACCCUGGGGGGAGGGUGACCCCGGGGACCUCCCAGUGAUCCCCCCCACGCGGCGGCUCGGUGUGACGUCAUUGUGACGUCACAGGGGUGACACGCCACCGACUCCCUUGGGGGGGGUUAUAGGGGUCCCCACCCCGAAGGGACUCCCCCAGACACCCCACCGUGGGAGGUACAGGGACCCCCACCCCAAAGAGACGCCAUAACCUACCUCCCCAUGGGGUGUCUGGGGCGUGUCUGAAGGAGUCCCUUUGGGCUGGAGGGUCUCUAUAACCCCCCAAGGGAAGGCGGGGGGGGGUCCCUACAGACCCCCAAGGGGACAGUGUUCCUGUGUCACGUGACACGGGCCAAGAUGGCGGCGCCCAUGGGGGAGGCGGAAGCGGAAGUGGGUCCGUGGAGGAGCCUCCCGGCCGCUGCGACCUCGGCUGCCCCUUCUCCCCCCUUUUACCCCUUUAUCCCCCCCCUCCCCACGAUGCUCCUGCUGCCCCUCAGUGCCCUCCUGCUCCUCCUGCUGCUGCUGCUGCUCCUGGAGUUCCCUCCCCGGAGCCCCCCCAGCUCCAACCCGGCAUUCCAGGAAUUCCAGCGGUGCUUCCACCUGGGAUUCCUGCCUGCCCUGGCAGCUGAUUGGCUGCAGGGGCCUCACCUGUUCCAGGUGUUCCGAAGCCGGGGCUUCCUGCAGACGCAGAUCGCCGCCCUCUACUCACUGGGAUUCGCCUCCAACUUGGUGUUCGGGCUCUUCUCCCACUUUUUUGUGGACCGGCUCGGCAGGAGAAGGUCCUGUGUGCUGUUCUCGGUGCUCUGCUCCCUGUCCUGCCUCCUGCAGCUCUCCCGGGAUUUCCCAGCGCUGGCGGCGGGGCGGCUUUUGGGGGGCGUCGGCACCUCCUUGCUCUUCACCUCCUUCGAGUCCUGGUACGUCCACGAGCACCUGGAGCGCCACGAUUUCCCCCGGGAGUGGAUCCCAGACACCUUCUCCCGUGUGGCCCUUUGGAACGGGGUCGUGGCUGUGGCCGCGGGGGCUGUGGCUGAGCUGCUGGUGCUGGGGGGGGGGCCCGUGACCCCCUUUGUGGCAGCUGUGCCCUUCCUGGCCUUUUCUGGGAUUUUUGCCGUGAAAAACUGGGAUGAGAAUUAUGGAAAACACAGCUCCUGCCCCAAGGCGUGUGGGGAGGGGCUGCGGGGGCUGCGGGACCCCCCCGGGGCACUGCUGGGGGUGGUGCAGGCACUGGUGGAGGGCGUCAUCCUCAUCUUCAUCUUCCUCUGGACGCCCGUGCUGGAGCCGCUGGGGAUCCCACUGGGAAUCGCCUUCUCAGGAUUUAUGGCAGCAAGUGCUGUGGGAUCAUCCCUGUUCCGCCAGGGGGUCGUGGGGGGGCUCCGGCUGCAGCCCCUGCACCUCCUGACGGGGUCCGUCGCGCUCCUGGGGGUCUCUCUCCUCCUCCUUGCCCUCCCCGUGCCCCCGCCCGGCGCCUUCCUGGUGUUCCUGCUGCUGGAAUUCUCCUGUGGGAUUUACUUCCCAGCCAUGGGGUUCCUGCGGCGCCGGCUGGAGCACGGGGGGGCCACGGGGGGGUCGCGGUGGCUGCGGGUGCCCCUGGGGCUGGGGGUGGCCCUGGCACUGCCGGCGCUGCCCCCCGGGGAGGGGGGGGCACAGGGCGUGUUCGGGGGGGCGGCGCUGGCGGCGCUGGUGGCACUGGCGGCAGCCGGGGGGGUCCUGGCAGUGGCCCGGGGGGACCCGCGCCUGAGGGUGGGGGGGGAGGAGGGGGAGGGCGGGGUGGACACUGGGAUGUGACGGGGACAGGGACGUGGGGACAGGAUCACUGGGAUGUGACAGGGACACCAGAAUGUGACAGGGACAUGGGGACAGGGACACUGGGAUGGGGACAGUGACAUCAGGAUGGGGACAGGGACACAACAGGCUGGACAUGGGGAUGGCACAGGGACACCGAGCUGGACACGGGGCUGUGACAGGGACAGUGACACCAGGAGGGGGACAGUGAGCUGGACACUGGGAUGUGAUGGGACACCAGGAUGGGGACACUGGGAUGUGACAAUGACAGGGACAGAAGGACUAUGACACCAGGCUGGACACCUGGAUAUGACAUGGUCACAGUGUCACUUUGAUGGGGACACCAGGCUGUGACUGGAACAGUGACAUGGGGACAGCAGGACAAGGACUCAGGCUGUGACAGGGUCACAGUGUCAGCCCCACACGGGGCUGUGACUGGGACGGUGACACGGGGGCAGCCCGACAGGGACACUGUCACAGUGUGACCCCCGCUGUGACAGGGUCACUGGGACAGCACUGUGGGGACACUGAGCAGUGAGAGGAUCACGGGAUCAGUGUCACCCCCACAACAGCCCGUGGGUGACAGGGACACCAGGACACCCCAGUGGUGACACCGAGCUGUGACAGGGUCACAGUGUCACCCCCACAACAGCCCGUGGGUGACAGUGAUACCAGGAGACUCGAUGGGGACACUGAGCUGUGACCGGGCCACCCCCACAACAAGCUACAGGUGACAACAACACCAGGACAUUCGAUGGGGACACUGAGCUGUGAUGGGGUCACGGUGUCACCCCCGUUAUGGGCUUCAUGUGACAGUGACACCAGGACACCCCAGCAGGGACACCGGGCUGUGACAGGGCCACGGUGUCACCACAAUGGGCUGUGGGUGACAAUGACACCGGGACACCCCGGUGAGGACACUGAGCUGUGAUGGGGUCACAGUGUCAACCCCCAACCCAAGGGACCAUGGAGGGGCCAUGGGGACACCAGGGUGAGUGUCCCCCCCCCAGAAUGGCCUCGUGGUGUGCACGAGGAAGGUCUAUUGAUGAAUGAAUAAAUUAUUUUUUAAUAACCCCCCCCAAA
Pseudopipra pipra is the source of this 4526-nucleotide messenger RNA. It is a transcript of the gene SLC61A1, whose product is annotated as major facilitator superfamily domain containing 5. The transcript is spliced from 2 exons. Gene Ontology annotation, biological process: molybdate ion transport. The coding region runs from base 2019 to 3446 and encodes 475 amino acids. Lineage: Eukaryota; Metazoa; Chordata; Aves; Passeriformes; Pipridae. Gene Ontology annotation, cellular component: membrane. The record is from RefSeq and is a predicted model, not a curated record. Gene Ontology annotation, molecular function: molybdate ion transmembrane transporter activity.